AGGAGGACCAGAAAAGCUUAUAUAAUCCAAAUUCCAACAUCUAUAUAAAUAAUUUCAUCUCCCUACUUCCCUUCCAGGAAAGUAUUCUGAAAGCACUCCAUGUUCUUUAACCUCGUGCAGGUAAUUGCAGUGAGCAGAGAUCUGAGAAGUCCAACUGAUAAUGGAGUAUAACACAGAAUCUAAGCACAACAUUGUUUCUGAAAACUCAGCCAUUUCAACAAUUCCUUUACUAAAUCCCCCACCUAAAUUUUAGUUUGCUGCUCAAAACAGCCAGCCAAUCUCAUGGAAUCUAACUCCAAGCAAGAGAUUCCAAAGGCUUGGCUACAUACAUGCAAGCAUGGCAAAUCCAUCAGUUUAGGCAGUUCAAAAGUCCAGGAGCCUUGGCUGUGCCUCUGAUUUAAUGACUUUAUCUGUUCAACAGGCUCCUGACAGCUGUCACACUUGCUUUAAAAUGAAGCUAUUGAAGUGGACUUUGGGUGUCCUGCUGUUCCUGCUGCUGUCUAUCGGGCGCUGUAUGGAGCAAUCCACGCCGAGUAAGACGCCCCAGCUGAGGCAGCCUCGUUCAGCAGACGGGGGAGGAGAAGGGAAGAAAUGUGGCUACACCUUCCUGGUCCCAGAACAAAAAAUCACAGGGCCAAUCUGCGUGAACACCAACGGCCCGGGCACUGGGAACAGGAAAGAUGAAGUCACCAGGAUGGACAUCGAGAACCUGAAGGAUGUGCUGUCCAAGCAGAAGCGGGAGAUUGACAUUCUGCAGUUGGUGGUGGAUGUGGAUGGGAACAUCGUGAACGAAGUCAAGCUGCUGAGGAAAGAAAGUCGGAACAUGAACUCGCGCGUGACCCAACUGUACAUGCAACUCCUGCACGAGAUAAUUCGCAAGCGCGACAACUCGCUUGAGCUUUCCCAGCUGGAAAACAAAGUCCUUAAUGUUACAACGGAAAUGCUGAAGAUGGCAACAAAAUACAAGGAGCUGGAGGUAAAAUACGCGGCGCUAACCGACCUGGUAAACAACCAGUCCGUGACUAUCUCGCUGCUGGAGGAGCAGUGCCUGAGGAUCUUCUCGCGCCAGGACCCGCACGGGUCGCCGCCCCUGGUGCAGGUGGUGCCGCAGCACAUCCCCAACAGCCAGCCCUACACGCCCGGCCUGCUGGGAGGCAACGAGAUCCAGAGGGACCCAGGCUACCCCCGGGACAGAGAUGUACGGCCACCACCCGACCCCGCCACUUCUCCCACAAAGAGUCCCUUCAGAGCACCACCUCCGGCUUUGAUUAACGAGGGUCCAUUCAAAGACUGCCAACAAGCCAGGGAAGCUGGGCAUGCCAACAGUGGCAUUUACAUGAUCAAACCCAAAAACAGCAACGAGCCAAUGCAACUCUGGUGUGAGAACAGCCUGGACCCAGGAGGAUGGGCAGUUAUUCAGAAGAGGACAGAUGGAUCUGUCAACUUUUUCAGGAACUGGGACAGUUACAAGAAAGGAUUUGGGAACAUUGAUGGAGAGUACUGGCUGGGACUGGAAAACAUGUACAUGCUCACCAAUCAGGAUAAUUACAGACUCUUGAUUGAGCUGGAGGACUGGAGCAACAAGAAGGUUUAUGCAGAGUACAGCAGCUUCCGCCUGGAGCCCGAGAGCGAAUUCUACCGCCUGCGCCUGGGCACGUACCAGGGCAACGCCGGAGACUCCAUGAUAUGGCACAAUGGGAAGCAGUUCACAACACUGGACAGGGACAGGGACAUGUAUUCAGGAAACUGUGCUCACUUCCACAAGGGCGGCUGGUGGUACAACGCAUGUGCCCACUCCAACCUCAACGGGGUCUGGUACCGAGGGGGCCACUACAGGAGCAAGUACCAGGAUGGAAUAUUCUGGGCUGAGUACCGGGGGGGUUCCUACUCCCUGAAAGCAGUUCAGAUGAUGAUCAGACCUAUAGACUGA
Sturnus vulgaris (Common starling) is the source of this 1930-nucleotide messenger RNA. The record is from RefSeq and is a predicted model, not a curated record. Lineage: Eukaryota; Metazoa; Chordata; Aves; Passeriformes; Sturnidae.